AUGGUAUCCGCAUCAAAGACAGACGUUGAGCGUGGCAGGACUGCCAAGAAUUGGCUGCCUCGCAGACUCGGAGGUGGCCUUGGUGGCCGUGGCUACACCAGAGCUAUGCCCUUGCGUCCCGGUGGCCCUGGAGGCUUUGGUGGUGGCGGCUUCCGUGGCGGCUUCAAGGGAGGCUUCGAAGGGGGCCGAGGAGGACGCGGCGGCGGUUUCCGUGGCGGCUUUGGUGGUGGUCGUGGUGGCUUCCGAAGCGGCGGCGACUUUGGCCCCCGAGGCGGUGACCGAAACGGCUUUGGAGCACCCAAUGGAGCGCCAUCAGGACCUGGCUUCGGUCGACGGGACGGAGGCGAUCGGGGCUUCUCUGGUGGGUAUGACUCUCGAGGUGGACGCUCAUUUGAUGACAGAUCCGGCGGCCACCGAGACGGAGGUCGAUACGGCGAUCGUGAUCGUGGUGAUCGUGACCGAGACCGUGGUGACCGGGACCGUGACCGCGAGGGACGUCGCACUGGCAGCAACAUGGAACCCAUUGGUCGCAGGGAAGGUGGGUAUCGGGACCGGGACUAUGACCGGCCUCGCGACGACGACAGUAGGAAACGAGGAUACGAGGGUGGUGGCUACGAAGACCCCCGGAAACUGCGCCGCUACUAA
This is a messenger RNA of Trichoderma citrinoviride, 645 nucleotides long. RefSeq lists its product as hypothetical. The coding region runs from base 1 to 645 and encodes 214 amino acids. Lineage: Eukaryota; Fungi; Ascomycota; Sordariomycetes; Hypocreales; Hypocreaceae. The transcript has a single exon. The record is from RefSeq and is a predicted model, not a curated record.